Messenger RNA from Lontra canadensis (Northern American river otter), 1530 nucleotides. It is a transcript of the gene TMEM74, whose product is annotated as transmembrane protein 74. The record is from RefSeq and is a predicted model, not a curated record. Bases 121 to 1032 code for a protein of 303 amino acids. NCBI's taxonomy places the organism in Eukaryota, Metazoa, Chordata, Mammalia, Carnivora, Mustelidae. The transcript has a single exon.
GAGAUGGGGGCCUUAGGAGUGAGAUCCCUGGUAGUGCAGCGUUAGGUUCUAUUGGGUUCUUAUCUGUGUGGUUUGUGGCAGAAUUCUGGGAAGCUGCUGGGGGAUGUCUGACUAGUUCCGAUGGAGCUCCACUGCCUUGACAAGAGGAGCAGCCAGGCAGUCCUGUGCGAUGCUGUGGACUGGCAUUCAGGACAGCUUCCUGGUGACCGGGCAGAUGCAGCCACCGCCAGAGCUGCUCUCUGCUGCCAGAGACACUGUAUGUCAACACCAAGAGCAGCUGAGAUGGAAGGGUCUAAACUUAGCCCUGCUCCAGCAUUCCCCUCCUCCUCUCUGCAAGACAGUGUUAUUCAGACGGACUCCUUGCUACCAGGGCCUCUCAACUCAGGGAACAACCAAGUAACAGCAGGACGGAAAGUCUGCACCUGCUGCAGCCAGGAAUUAGAAACUUCUUUCACCUGUGUAGAUGAGAAUGUCAACCUAGAGCAAAGGAACCCGUGCUCUCCUCUGGCAAAAGGGAGCCAUCACCUGGGAGACCUUGGCUGGGGAAAUCCGAAUGAGUGGUCUCAUGAGGCUGCCAUAUCCUUGAUAUCUGAGGAUGAAGAUGAAAUAAGUUCGGAAGCCACGUCUUCAGGGAAGUCCGUAGACUAUGGUUUCAUCAGUGCCAUCUUGUUCUUGGUCACUGGCAUCUUGCUUGUGAUCAUCUCUUACAUUGUCCCUCGGGAAGUGACGGUGGAUCCCAACACCGUGGCAGCCCGGGAGAUGGAACGUUUGGAGAGGGAGAGCGCAAGGCUGGGGGCGCACCUGGACCGCUGUGUGAUUGCAGGACUCUGCCUGCUCACCCUUGGGGGGGUCGUUUUGUCCUGUUUGCUGAUGAUGUCCAUGUGGAAAGGGGAGCUAUAUCGUCGCAACAGGUUUGCCUCUUCCAAAGAGUCUGCAAAACUCUAUGGUUCUUUCAACUUCAGGAUGAAAACCUGCACUAAUGAAAACACCUUGGAACUGUCCUUGGUAGAGGAAGAUGCCCUUGAUGGAUAGAGUUAAUUCUGGCUGUGAGCCUAUUGAGAGUCUGCGUUAGCAUUUUAUAUGAAAACCAACCAACCAACCACAUUCCUUAAAAUUAGCAGUAUAGUUUCUUUGCUUGGCAAGAUAGGCUUAUUUCCCAAACCAACAGCCAGUGAGUGGUUUUGUUCUGGAUGUAUUUUUUAUUUGGAAGAAAAGCUAUGUAAGAUGCAUAAAAAACUACAACCAGCUAUACCUGUUCUUCUAAAGAACUGAGAUUAAUUCAUCUAUAAUGGCCAUCAGCUUCUACUUCUAUAGCAAAAUAUUUCUAACAACCAGUGUACAAAUGAUUUCUCUUACAUGCUAUGGGGUAUUAUUCUUUGGACAUUAGUAGGUCCUACAUACAGUAGGAUCAAGUACAUACAUAUUUUGUGAAAAUGAACUUAAGCACUAAUCACAUAAUAAGGCUUAUAUUUAAUUCUCAAAGGUGCUUAUCCAUUCUCUUGCUAAAUUCUUUCUUCUAAUUUGGCUGAA